This is a messenger RNA of Besnoitia besnoiti, 2637 nucleotides long. RefSeq lists its product as uncharacterized. NCBI's taxonomy places the organism in Eukaryota, Apicomplexa, Conoidasida, Eucoccidiorida, Sarcocystidae. Bases 1 to 2637 code for a protein of 878 amino acids. The transcript is spliced from 11 exons. The record is from RefSeq and is a predicted model, not a curated record.
AUGCGCCCGCUGACGCGCGCGGAGCGAGGCACUGGGCUUGCGCGGGCCUCCCGCUCUACCCGCAGUCUCAGCCCGACGACCUCCGACUCCGCGUCCUCCGCCUCGUCCUUUUCCUCUUCCUCCUGCUCUUCUUCGCUCUCUUCGUCCUCUGCCUCGUCCUCGUCCACUUUCACGCGGUCUUCUCCGACGUCAGGCUCCUCUUCGCCCUCCUCCCCCACGAGCUCGCCGCGCGAUCGCCCGCGCCUCGCCGCGCAUGCGGCGGACAGGGACGCCGAUCCGCAUCCGGCCUCGAAGGUGGCAGAUCCCCUCCGCACCUCCGGUCCGCCGAAGCCUGUCUUCGGGGGCUCAGUCCCGUCGCCGCAGCGCGAGCGACUCGCGCCGUCGGCCGAAGAGUUGACGCUCGCGCCGCCGCGUGGAGGCCGUGCGGGGGAGAAAGGCUCGCGCCCUCUUUCAGGGUGGGCGGCUGAGGCUGAGCGAAGCAGAAGCGGCGGCGAGCGCCGCCGCUCGCCACAGAGAGACGCGGCGCGACGGGCAGGCUGCCCCUUCGCCGCGGACCCGUGCGCGGACUCGCGGCUGCCGUCCUGCGACGCGUCUUCGUCCUCAGAAGGGUCCCCUGCCUUCGUAGAGGCCCCCAGACCCUCCCCGCUGCUGUCGCAGAGUCUGCCCUCCUACUGGGCCGACCGGCCGGAGGCGAACCCAUUCCUGCCUUCGGCGCCUCUCCAGCAGCAAGACGCGCGCUUCAGCCCGCGAAAUCCGCUCAAGGGCACGGAGGAGUCGCCGCUCAACCAAGUGUACGUCCGCAAGCAGAAGGACGGCUCGAUGCUGAUAUACGUUUCUGCGCACCUCGACCAGCUCCUCUUGCGGGCCUUCAAAAACUUCUCUUUCAACGGAUACAUGACCGAGGAGAGAUGGCUUCACAUGUGCGUAGAGGCACACCUCUAUCCGCGGAGCAAAGACCCCGAUAUUCUCAAGUACAUGUUCAGGGGCAUCGCCAAAGGAAACAAAGUGAUAGAGUUCGAUAGUUUUCUCCAGAUUCUUCACCGUCUCGCGCGCUACAAAUUUCGGAAUAUGCGCCAACUGAGCGACGAAGAUGCGGUCAACGCAGUCCUCGUGCAUUUGUUCCGCUACCCGCAUCUGUUCGAGGGACGCCGGCUGCGCGACUGCGGCGUGCAAGUCUCCACGACCUCGCGGGAGGUGGCGGUUGGGUGCUCCUUUGCGCGGAAAGACCAGGGCGUCAACGCCAAGCCUGAAGUGAAGAUCAGCGAAGUUCAAGCCGGCUUCGAGACGGAGGAACGGUCCAUGAUGGCCCAACCCGAGCAGGAGACUGUGCAGACUGGUGUGGAGGGCCUCGUCUGCGGCAGGACCGUCGCGGUGCAGACCGACCAGCCGCCGAAGGCGCAGGACUCAGCGAGCACGCAGUUCGAGAAGCCGCCAGAGCCACAGAAGAAAGCGGCGACCUGUCAGACCGAGUCAGAAAAGCUCAAGGCGACGGCGGUGCAGACCGACGAGACCGGAGCCCCCCCCAAGCUCCAGAAGACCGGCGCCGAAGUCGACACGUUCUUUACCUGCAACACCCAGCUGAAAAGAUGCAUCGCGCUGGAGGGAGGCGACGAGAGCGAUCUCUUCAAGAUCUUUUGCUGUUACAGCUCUUACGACGAAGAGCUGCUGCAAAAUCUGAUGACAGAAAAAGCCUGUGCAGUGCUCUGCAAGGACUCAGCGAUUAUGGAAAUUCCGCACCACCCAGAGAUCGCGGGCCUUCCGCCGCAGCAGGCGCGGAAAAUCUACCGUGACGUGCUGGAGAGCCGCUCGGUGGUGAACCCGCUGCGGAUGCGCACGGCUGGUCGGCGGCGGCGAGUCAGCAAGCUCGAUCUCCUUUUGCAAAAAAAAGACAAAGAAGAAACCGAGAAGUCACGUCCGUCCAAGGGCGCAAGCGGCAAGGAAGCCCAGAAAGAUGAAAAACAAGCCGACGCCACCAGCCGAGCGCAGAAAGAGGAGACCAGCGAUGAGGCCUCCACCGUGGGAUCAGACGACGAAAGCGGCGAGGCUUCCCGCAUCACCUACGUUGAGUUCAAAACGAUUCUGUACUACUUCGCCCAGGUCAUGUUUGAGCAGCUGAGGCCGCGCAGUGCGUUUUUGAAGCUUGUCAGAGAGAACCUCAUUGACAGCUUCUUCAAGCGCCAGAAAAACGUCUACAUGGCCUUUGCAGGGAGACUAGGCGACGGCGUCGAGAGCGUCGUCGACGUCUCCGAUGCCAAUCCGUUCUUCGGGGGCUACGACGCGCAAGAGUUACCCACGCGGGACCAUUCGGGGGGGACGAGGAGUCACCACGCAAGGAAGCUCUCGCAGCCGGGCGGGCGUGGCCUCUCUGAAAGCACGUGGGACGGUGCAGAGGGCGACAAGAACGCCCUGGGGUUCGAGGGAAGUCCCCGUUUCCUCCGCACUGACGACACCUGCCUGGGCGAGCGACAGAGAUCUUUCGCCGCAGGCGCCGUCGCGGCGUCGCCGUUCCCAGGGGCGCCCUACGGGUUCUCGCCCUACUACGCGCCGCCAGCCAUGUAUCCUGUCGCCUUCAACUCUGGAGGUGCGAGGGAAAAGGCGCAAAGAAGGGGAGGCGUGUGCAUCAGACCUGCCAACUAA